UUCUCUCACACACCAUCUCUAAUAUUUUUAGUAUUAAUAUUAUCGUGAUACCAUGAUUGCAUCACGAAAAGAUGUCAAGUACAUUUUAUGCAAAUUUUUAUUUAUGACGCUAUUGUGACUGCUGGAGAUUGCUUUUUUUUUUUAUGCGUUGUUUUUCCUUUUCCGUGAGUCUAUGUAUUAGUGUGACUUUGAUAAAUCGUGAUGGAAACUUGGCAUUAAUUUUACAGUUGCAAGGAUAGCAAGGGUGGCCCCACAAAAGUGUUUAAGGAGACAGGUGCAAAUAAUUGAGCUUUCUCUUUCCUUGAAGUGGUUGAAGGACUCACAAGGUGUUGUGAAUCGGUGAUGAGGAAAGGGGUAGCUGGGAAAGCUUUUUGAAUAAAGAAAGAACAGUUGAGGGUAGUGAAAUGGAGCCACCGAAUCAGAAGUCUAUUGAGAGAGUGGUUUCUCAGAGAGCCUUGCAAAUUGGAAGUUCGUUUCCAUGCCAAAUUUGUGUUGUGGGGUUUCUCUGUGGAGUAUGCCUCACUUAUCUGUUCUUGGCUGCUUUGACUUCCUUUGGCACAUUUCAGUUUGGUCCCAUUUUAUUUUCAACCAUGUCAAUGGCUAAUUCUUCUGGGAAUUCUACUUUUCCUAAUGAUAUCAACAUGAUUACAAAUUCGGACUGCCGUAUUAAGCUCAAGGAAACUGAGAGAUUGUGGAAUUCGGAGAGCAGCAGAGAGCGAGAUAAGAAUGAAAGAGUGGCACUGCUUUAUUCAGCUUGGAGUGGUGUGUUGAAUGAAUCUACAAGUGGUGGUAAAGAGUACUUACAGAAACAUGGAAUUAGUGGGUCCAGUUUGCCUAAUGCCCCACAUUUGGAAAACUGCAAGGUGAAAACACAGUUAUAUGACUAUCUUGAUAAGCGUACAGGAACUGAGGUUUUCCCGCCAUGGACAACUUGGAAGGGGCUUUUGCAGACAUUUCCUGUUGCUGCAUUCAAUGAGCAGAUGCAAAAUCUUAAGCAUCAGGCUGUAUCUGAGGGGGCUUAUCCACCCUGGAUUGCAGGGUCUGAUGAAGAAAACUAUCCCUUGACUAGAAAAGUGCAGCGUGACAUAUGGAUCCAUCAGCAUCCUUUAAACUGUAGCAGCCCUGAUGUGAAGUUCCUUGUUGCUGACUGGGAGAGAUUACCUGGAUUUGGUAUUGGGGCUCAGAUUGCUGGGAUGUGUGGACUUCUUGCUAUUGCAGUCAACGAAGGAAGAGUCCUUGUCACUGACUAUUAUAAUAGAGCUGACCAUGGUGGUUGCAAAGGGUCUUCCCAGUCUAGUUGGAGUUGUUACUUCUUUCCUGAAACCUCCCUAGAAUGUCGGCAGCGUGCAUUUGAAGUCAUGAAAAGUGAAGAUGCUUGGAGCAAGGGAAUUGUGACCUCCAAAGAAAAUUAUACAUCCAAGCAUAUAUGGGCUGGACCUACCCCUAGGAAAUGGGGGCUUCCAUGGAAUCAUUUGCAACCAACAACUGACAUAAAUGGGACUCUGUUAGCUUCUCAUAGAAAAAUGGAUAGACGGUGGUGGAGAGCACAGGCAGUACGCUACUUAAUGAGGUUUCCAACAGAAUACACAUGCAAUUUAAUGAAUGUAGCCCGCCAUGCUAGCUUUGGAAAAUUAGCUGCAAAAAUGGUUCUCGAAAGUCUUGCUUGGAACUGGCCAAAGGAAAGUGGUGCGAAGCCAAGGUCUGAUAUUGAUGAAUAUGUGUGGUCCAAUCACAAGCCUUGGGUCCCUAGGCCUCUUCUAAGUAUGCAUGUAAGGAUGGGAGACAAAGCAUGUGAGAUGAAGGUAGUUGGAUUUGAAGAAUACAUGCAGCUUGCGGAUCGGACUCGGAGACACUUCCCACACCUUAAUAGCAUUUGGCUCUCAACCGAGAUGCAGGAAGUGAUUGACAAAACUAGAGAAUAUUCUCAUUGGAACUUUCACUACACAAAGGUUAGACGCCAAGUUAGGAUUAACAUGUCAAUGGCUGAGUACGAAGCCAGCCUGGGUAGGGAGACCAGCACAAAUUAUCCACUAGUUAAUUUCUUGAUGGCUGCUGACUCAGACUUUUUCAUUGGGGCAUUGGGUUCUUCCUGGUCCUACCUUAUAGAUGGAAUGAGAAAUACUGGAGGAAAGGUAAUGGCUGGCUUCUUGAGUGUCAACAAGGACAGAUUUUGGUAGGGUUACGUCUGUAUAUUGAUCAUUGGUGUCUUUGAUAGUAAUAUUUUUCUUUUUUGAUAGUAAUAUGAUGCUUUGUAUGUAUAAUUUUUGUAUAUGUGCCAAAAAUAAAACAAAGCGAUCUCUAAUAGAUUUAGUGAUGAAAGAAUCAAAA
Molecule: messenger RNA, 2328 nt
Organism: Cajanus cajan (pigeon pea)
Lineage: Eukaryota; Viridiplantae; Streptophyta; Magnoliopsida; Fabales; Fabaceae
Source: RefSeq, a predicted model, not a curated record